AUGUCCCAGCAGCGAGAAUUUCAUUAUUGCCGCGGAACGCCCCCAACGGAAGAUUUUGAAUCAGUACGUGCUCUAAAUAAUAUUACCGCCACUGACGAUAAGACACUUGAAGUGUUCUUGCACUGCAUAUUAAAAUCAUUUGUGGGCAUUAAAACAGACCAGUUUGAUGAAAUGAAGAGUAUGCUGUCAUCCAAACUGAACAUUCCAGAGAAUGAGUUCCACAGAGUUUUUGAAUCAUUCAAGAAUAUUCUAAUUGGUUUUCUUAGGAAAAAAGUUUCAAAAGAAGCCAUUGCUCAAGAUCUUGUUAAGUUAGGCCUGAAAGAAAAACAUUCCAUCCUUGUUGCUACCAAAAUUGAGGGGUGGAAUGGGCAGGCACCUUCCUCUCCGGGCCCGGUCAGCAAAUUAUUAGAUGUUAAGUGGAAAUUUGGAAUCACAGUAGCCACUAAUGAUCAGAUGAAGGCAAGUAGCACAUUCAUAGAUUUAGACCUGACGGUAGACAGCGGCUCCGGAGAGCAGAAAAUAUUUUUCGAGCUUACGCUGCCCCAGUUUUAUAAUUUUCUACAUGAGUUGGAAAGUGCCAAGUUUACAAUGGAGCAAUAUGAUUCAUAA
Molecule: messenger RNA, 609 nt
Organism: Helobdella robusta
Lineage: Eukaryota; Metazoa; Annelida; Clitellata; Rhynchobdellida; Glossiphoniidae
Exons: 9
Coding region: 1-609 (202 amino acids)
Biological process (GO): tumor necrosis factor-mediated signaling pathway; negative regulation of DNA-templated transcription
Molecular function (GO): NF-kappaB binding
Source: RefSeq, a predicted model, not a curated record